This is a messenger RNA of Lycium ferocissimum, 1717 nucleotides long. RefSeq names its product vetispiradiene synthase 1-like. NCBI's taxonomy places the organism in Eukaryota, Viridiplantae, Streptophyta, Magnoliopsida, Solanales, Solanaceae. The transcript has 5 exons. Gene Ontology annotation, molecular function: terpene synthase activity; magnesium ion binding. The coding region runs from base 336 to 1472 and encodes 378 amino acids. The record is from RefSeq and is a predicted model, not a curated record. Gene Ontology annotation, biological process: diterpenoid biosynthetic process.
AAGUUGUGGGCUGCAAGUAUAUAUUAGUUAAAUCCAAAAAGAAAAAAGCACGUUUCCAUAUUAUAAAGGAGUAUUGUAUCUAUAGACCAGUGACAAUAUAGUAUAUAGUCAAGUGUGGCAACCGCCAACCUGACUAACUACAGCAACAAGAAUUCCAAUCGUGAAAGAUGGCUGUGGAAAAAGCUCUCACUAAUAUUCAUUAGUAUAAAUACUCAUUUCCUUCACUUCCAUUUCCAUCAUCACUUGCUCAAUUCUCUAGCACAAAGAGAAAAAAACAUAAAAACAAAAGAAAGGAAAGGAAAUUUUCUCUGCUUUUCCGCAAGCUAAGAGUAAAAAUGGCCCCAACUACUGCAUUUAUGAGUAACAAUGAAGAGGAGGAGAUUGUUCGCCCCGUUGCUGACUUCUCUCCAAGUCUUUGGGGUGAUCGUUUCGAUUCUUUCUCCCUUGAUAAUCAGGUUGCUGAAAAGUAUGCUCAAGUGAUUGAAACAUUGAAGGAAAAAGCAAGGAGCAUGUUGAUGUCGGCUUCUGGAGGAAAAUCAUUGGCUGAAAAGUUGAAUCUGAUUGACAUUGUUGAACGCCUUGGAAUUGCCUAUCACUUUGAGAAACAAAUAGACGACAUGUUGGACCAGAUUUACAAUGCUGAUCCUAAUUUUGAGGCUCAUGAAUACAAUGAUUUAUACAUAUUGUCUCUUCAAUUUCGACUGCUAAGGCAACAUGGCUACAACAUCUCUCCAAAAAUGUUCAGCAGAUUCCACAAUGCAAACGGCAAAUUCAAGGAAUCUCUUAGCAACAACUUCAAGGGUCUAUUGAACUUAUACGAAGCUUCACAUGUAAGAACUCAUGGAGAGGAUAUCUUGGAAGAGGCACUCGCCUUUUCCACUGCUCAUCUUGAAUCCGCAGCUCCACAUUUGAAGUCACCUCUGAGUAAGCAAGUGACGCAUGCCCUGGAGCAAUCUCUCCAUAAGAGCAUCCCAAGAGUCGAAACGCGCUACUUCAUCUCUAUCUACGAAGAGGAUGAAUCGAAGAAUGAUGUGUUGCUACGAUUUGCCAAAUUGGAUUUUAACUUACUUCAGAUGUUGCACAAACAAGAACUCAGUGAAGUAUCAAGGUGGUGGAAAGAUUUGGAUUUUGUGACAACACUUCCAUAUGCUAGGGACAGAGCAGUCGAGUGCUACUUUUGGACGAUGGGAGUUUAUGCUGAACCUCAAUACUCUCAGGCUCGUGUCAUGCUUGCUAAGACUAUAGCAAUGAUUUCAAUAGUAGAUGACACAUUCGAUGCUUAUGGCAUUGUUAAAGAACUUGAGGUCUACACCGAUGCCAUACAGAGGUGGGAUAUUAGCCAAAUUGAUCGCCUUCCUGAUUACAUGAAAAUCAGUUACAAAGCACUUUUAGAUCUCUACAACGAUUAUGAAACAGAGUUGUCAAAGGAUGGCAGAUCUGAUGUUGUUCACUACGCAAAAGAAAGAGUAUGACAUGUAACCAAUUGUGUUGCUUGUUCUCUUCAUUUUUGUUUAUGAUGAAAUUUAUUCUUUCAUAGGCGCUGACAAUUGAACGUCUUUGUUUGUUAUUGAUAGAUGAAAGAAAUUGUGAGAAACUACUUUGUGGAAGCAAGAUGGUUCAUUGAAGGAUAUAUGCCGCCCGUUUCCGAGUAUCUGAACAAUGCACUAGCUACUAGCACUUAUUACUUGCUUACUACUACAUCAUACUUGGGCAUGAA